Molecule: messenger RNA, 4685 nt
Organism: Eriocheir sinensis (Chinese mitten crab)
Lineage: Eukaryota; Metazoa; Arthropoda; Malacostraca; Decapoda; Varunidae
Gene: SPoCk
Product: calcium-transporting ATPase type 2C member 1-like
Exons: 16
Coding region: 536-3493 (985 amino acids)
Biological process (GO): calcium ion transmembrane transport; manganese ion transport; intracellular calcium ion homeostasis
Cellular component (GO): Golgi membrane; plasma membrane; endoplasmic reticulum
Molecular function (GO): ATP hydrolysis activity; P-type calcium transporter activity; ATP binding
Source: RefSeq, a predicted model, not a curated record
CCGGGGAAGGUCAACUGUGCUAACCUGGGCUUCACACUGGCCCUGUGUCCCAGGGUAAUGGGUUCUCUCCCACCACAGGCUGAGGGAUCAGUGUGACAGAGAUGAGCACUGAGGCCAUGUGCAUCUAUGGCAUAUACACCCAAGUUUACCUUUAUGAGAUGAUCACUCAUAACAGGUUUAAGUGAUACAAAUCAUAAUAUCACAGGUUUACUAAUGAUACAAAGCAUAACAUUACAGGUAAAAAAAAAAUUCCUGCUUAUGUCACAGAUUUGAGAUUUAAACCAUAUCACCACAAGUGCAAGAUACACAAGGUUCUGUUUAUGAUCUUAGUAUAGCAUCAGAUAACCCUCUAGAUAGUGCACCUGAUAAGAGGCUGUCACCUUCAGACUAGGGCCAGGUCAGUGCACCAAGGAACCCCGAUCAAGGAGUGCGUGUGCUAGACUAUUGUGCUCCUCAGAAGGAAGAGGUGCAUCAGCGUGUAACUAGUCGGAACUGAAGUGCACAAGUGAAUUUAACAAGGACGGAAGUGUAUUGAAUGGCCACGAUGAUACAGAACGGAAUAAUGAAGGUAUCGGCGAGGUACCCACAUGCCCGGGGAAAAAUGAUGAACGGACACACGUCAGCCAUAUAUAUCGGAGAGGGCAUAGGGCUGCUGCCUCCAUCUGGCUCCCCAUCGGAAGAAAGCCUGAGCUCGGUGCCUAGUGAGGGCAGUGGAGGAGGAGGAGGAGGAGGCGGCGGGGGCGGGGGAGGGGAGGGAGCGGCCAUGUGGGUGAGUGGGCAGGAGGGCGGGGGGCUGACGUGGGAGGAGGUGGCCCGCCUGCUCCUCACCGAUCCCUCCUCUGGUCUGCCCUCGCGGGAAGUCCUCACCAGGCGGCAGGUGGUGGGCUUCAACGAGUUCUCGGAGACGGAAGAUGACCCGCUGUGGAAGAAGUACUUGGGACAGUUCAAGGAGCCCCUCAUCCUGCUACUCCUGGCCUCAUCGGUGGUCUCACUCUGCAUGGGCCAGUUCGACGAUGCGGUGGUCAUUACACUCGCCAUCGUCAUCGUGGCCACCGUCGCCUUCAUACAGGAGCUGCGGACCGACAAGGCGCUGGAGGAGCUCAAGAAACAAGUCCCGGUAACCUGUAUGUGUCUGAGGGACGGCUGCCUGCGGGAGUACCAGGCGCGGGAGCUGGUGCCAGGGGACGUGGUGCACCUGAACAUUGGCGACAGGGUACCGGCUGAUCUCAGGUUGAUGGAGGCGAAUGAUCUGUCCAUUGAUGAGUCCAGCUUCACGGGCGAGACUGAGCCGGCGCCUAAGGUCAACAGCGUCAUCACCACCGGAGGCUUCGGGGCGUCAUCAGGCAGCAUGGGCAACAUCGCGUACAUGGGCACCUUCGUCAGGACGGGGCGGGGCCGGGGCAUCGUCAUCAGCACCGGGGAGAAGUCGCAGUUCGGGGAGCUCUUCAAGAUGAUGCAGGAGGAGGAGGCCCCACGCACGCCCCUGCAGAAGAACAUGGACGAGCUGGCCAAGAAGCUCUCCGUGUUUUCCUUCUGCUUCAUCGGUGUUGUGUUUGCGCUCGGCCUCUACCAGGGCAUUCCCAUUCAGAAGAUCUUCAACAUUGCUGUGAGCCUGGCAGUGGCGGCCAUCCCUGAAGGCCUGCCCAUAGUGGUGACCAUGACCCUGUGUCUGGGGAUCCGGCGCAUGGCCCAGCGGUCAGCACUGGUCAAGGGCCUGCACACCGUCGAGACUCUGGGCUGUGUCACCACGGUCUGCUCCGAUAAGACAGGCACACUCACCAAGAAUGAGAUGACAGUGACCUGCAUCGUGACCUCGGAGGGUGACGAGUGCCGGAUGACGGGUGUGGGCUACUCCGCGGACGGGCAGGUGGUGUUCGAGGGCGGCUACUCUGAGCUGGCUAACGAGGCGGUCACCAAGCUGCUCGAGACAGGUGCUGUGUGUAACAACGCCCAGAUUGUCGGAGGUCAGCUGCUGGGCCAGCCUACCGACGGGGCCAUCCUUGCCGCGGCCAUCAAGCACGGGAUCUACAAUGCGGCCGAGAAGUAUCAGAGGCUGGAGGAGAACCCCUUCAAGUCUGAGACCAAGACCAUGUCCAUCAAGGUCAAGAACAAGAAGACGGGUGAGGUGGAGUGGCUGGUGAAGGGCGCGGUGGAGGUGGUGCUGCGUUCCUGCUCACACUACCAGCAGAACAUGGCCAUGCUGCCGCUCUCCCAGGAACGCCAGCACCACAUCCUCACCAUCGCCCUGGAGCGCUCACGACAGGGCCUGCGCGUCAUCGCCAUCGCACGUGGUUCAUCACUGUCCGAGCUGAGCUACAUGGGGCUGGUGGGCAUCAUGGACCCGCCGAGGGAGGGAGCGCGGCCCUCCAUCACCACCCUGCAGUCCACGGGGGUGCGAGUGAAGAUGGUGACGGGUGAUGCCCAGGAAACGGCUUGUGCCAUAGCUCAGGCUGUGGGGCUGCAGGUGAGGCCCGGGUCAGUGUUCUCCGGGGACCAGCUGGAUGCCAUGGACGACCGGCUGUUGGUGCGUCUCGUCCAGGAUGCAUCAGUCUUCUAUAGGGUCUCCCCGCGACACAAGCUGCGGAUCGUGAAGGCACUGCAGGAGGCCGGGGAGGUGGUGGGCAUGACAGGUGACGGCGUGAACGAUGUGGUGGCCCUCAAGCGUUCCAACAUCGGCAUCGCAAUGGGCCGCAUGGGGUCAGCAGUGAGCAAGGAGGCGGCAGACAUGAUCCUCAAUGACGACAACUUCACCACCAUCCUGUCAGCCAUAGAGGAGGGCAAGUGCAUCUACCACAACAUCAGUAACUUUGUGCAGUUCCAAGUGAGCACCAGCCUCGUCGCCCUCAGCCUCAUCGCUCUCUCCACACUCUUCGGCCUGCCCAGCCCCCUCAACCCCAUGCAGAUCCUGCUCAUCAAUGUGAUCAUGGACGGGCCGCCAGCGCUCACCCUCGGCAUGGAGCCCAUCGACGAGGACAUCAAGGGCCAGCCUCCCCGGGACACGCGCAAGGACCUCAUCACCAAGAAGCUGGUGCGGAACUGUGUCAUCUCGGCGGCUGUCAUCAUCUGUGGCACUCUCUGGGUCUUCAGGUCUGAGAUGAGCGACGGCAAGGUAACAGCGCGCGACACCACCAUGACCUUUGCCUGCUUUGUUAUGUACGACAUGUUCAACGCCAUGUCCUGCCGCUCCGACAAGAAGUCCGUGCUGGAGAUCGGCAUCACCUCAAACUGGUACCUCUUUGUCGCUCUCACCGCCACCAUCGUCUGUCUCCUCGGGGUGGUCUAUCUUCCGUUCCUGCAGUGGGUGUUUCAGACGGAGGCGAUCCAUCUCACCGACUGGUUCUAUCUCGUGUGUCUGACCUCCACGGUUCUCUUGGUGUCAGAGUUGAGGAAGUUGCUCGACCGCUUAGCUGAGGGUGGAUGGCCGCAGAAGUUGUCGGUGAGGAGCUUCUGGCCGGCUAAGAAGAGCAAGGCGGGGUGGAUGGAUGCUGUGUGAGUGUGUUGUUUGUCUUGUGUGUCUGAUAGUGUGUGUGUUUAUGUAUGUUUUAUUUUGUGUGUGUGUGUGUGUGUGUGUGUAAGUAGCUUGUCUGCUUUGUAUAAUGGUGUGAAUGUGUGUUUGUGUGUGUUUUUUUUCCUUCGUGUGUGUGUAACUUGUUUGUCUUGUGUUUGUGAAGGUGAGAAUGUGUACGUUUAUGUGUGUAUGUAUGAACGUAAAUGGUGUGUGUGUGUGUGUGAAAGUAAGUGUUUGUUUGUCCUUGUUUAUGUGUUUGUGUGUGUAGUUUAUUAGCAUUAUUUACUUAAUUUUCCAUCCACAGCCAUGAGAUUAUAAUGAUUCAGGUGCAAGCUCUCAACUCAAGCUUAUGUGUGUGUGUGUGCGUGAAUGUGAAUGUGUCUAUUAGGUUGGUUGGUUAGUGUGCGUGAAUGUGUCUGCAUGUGUGUGUGUGUGUGUGAAUGUGAGUGUGAGCUUAUCGUUGGUUGGUUAGUGUGUGUGAAUGUGUGUGUGUGUGUGUGUGUGUGUUUGGACCAAGAUGCAUCCACUCAUGAGCACUUCUUUCUGUACGUUUGGUGUGUUAGAAGUUCACCGUCUUCUUCACAUGAACCUGAGAAAACAGAAGUAGCUUGUUCGGCAAUUAUUUUAUCAAGUACGUUCGUGUUUAUAUUCGUAUGUUUGUAUUUUACAGUGCAUGUGUAUUUUUUUAGUCCGUGUACAUUAUUUAUUUUAGAGUUACCGUGUAUAUUUAUUUUACUCGCUAUCCAUCUCUACGUUUUUUGUUUUCUCCGUUUUUUUAUAUAUACAUACACCAAGACCAAGCGUGGGCAAACAUCUCAUUUUUUUAUUCUUCUUUCUAUUUUUUUUUUUCCCGUGAUGCGUUUUUUUAUACACGAACGUGAGAGAAAAGUGCAAUAGUUCGUACUUUUUUUUUUUUUAUGUAUUUAUUUAUUUAUUUUUUUUUUUUGCCGCACCUUCCCUCAUAUCACUAGUAUUAUUAUCGUAGUAUUAGACAGCGAAGUGAAGUGUUUUUUGUAAAGGAAGUAGACCAGUGUGUGUGACAUUUGCCGUUUGCGUGUGUGUGUGUGUGUGUGUGUGUGUGUGUGUGUGUGUGUGUGGGUAGGGAAGUCUGGUGCUUAUUUAUACACACCCUUUGCCUAUUUACCUAUUUCUUUACCUACCCAUUUACCCACCUACU